Messenger RNA from Homalodisca vitripennis (glassy-winged sharpshooter), 2133 nucleotides. RefSeq names its product ubiquitin-conjugating enzyme E2 variant 2 (gene Uev1A). The coding region runs from base 223 to 657 and encodes 144 amino acids. NCBI's taxonomy places the organism in Eukaryota, Metazoa, Arthropoda, Insecta, Hemiptera, Cicadellidae. Gene Ontology annotation, biological process: DNA damage tolerance; protein K63-linked ubiquitination. The record is from RefSeq and is a predicted model, not a curated record. Gene Ontology annotation, cellular component: nucleus. The transcript has 4 exons.
UGAUGUCGUUAGUUAAGAAUAAGAAGAAGUAAACUUUUUAGAAGUUAAUGGUAUUAUCUAAGUCAUUACAUUUUGACCGAUUUUGUUUUUGUGAGGUGUAGCAUUUUUCUGUUUAAUAGAAGUUGGUUCUUUAGCAUCUAAAGAGAACCCUAUUUAUUGCAUGAAAAAGACAAACGCGUUCCGGUCCAUCUGAAAUAUAGUUUAAGCUCUGAGUCUGGUGUCAUGGCGUGUACCACGGGCAGUGUGGUGGUACCUCGCAACUUCCGGCUGCUAGAAGAGCUGGAACAGGGUCAGCGUGGUGUGGGCGAUGGCACCAUUAGCUGGGGGCUGGAGAACGAUGACGACAUGACGCUUACACACUGGACUGGCAUGAUAAUUGGCCCCCCUAGGACACCAUAUGAAAAUCGCAUGUACAGUUUAAAAAUAGAAUGUGGAGCAAAGUACCCAGAUGAUGCACCUUCAGCACGAUUUGUGUCAAGAAUUAACAUGACCUGCGUUAACAAUUCUACUGGACUGGUUGACAACCGGCAAGUGCCAGUGCUGGCGAGAUGGCAGCGUGACUAUACGAUCAAGUCAGUUCUACAAGAGUUACGGAGACUGAUGACACUCAAGGACAACAUGAAGCUGUCGCAACCACCUGAGGGCAGCUCGUUCUAACAAGUCGCCGCCACCGGUUGGCGCUUAGCACCGGAAACCAGUUUUUGUUACCUUACUGGAGUAUUGCAUCCUACGUAUCUGCAUUGUAACCGAGCAGUAUAUUUUCUCUCACCAAAAUGUCAUAACAUCAUGUUCCUCAUGUUUUCCAAAUUCAUACCUUUGCCAAAAGCUAAACGUUAUUAUCACGCAAGGUAGUGAAUGACACUCAGCACUUUUUCACUUUCAUUUUUUAGUACAAAAUUUAUUCAUAAUAUUAAAAUGACUUGAGUUCUUUUGCUUAUAUCAUUUUGGAUAGUGUCAAAUUCAUUAAUUAAACAAAAUAAUGUUUGAUAGUUUUUCUAUCAAAAACAUUAUUUUUGCAGUCAGAGUAGUAAUCAUUGUUAAUUUGUACAAAAUCAUUUACAGAAAUUUGUUUAUGAUAGCACCACCACCCAGCUAUGUACUUGUGUUUUCAGUAGACAUGAAAACAAUAACUAUUUACAUUUGUAUAAUUUACAAAUCCAUUGAGCAGAUUGUACAUAUAUAUUUUUUUGUAAUUAAUGUCAUCUUUUAUUUAGGUUUUUUCAUGAAAGUGGAUUUUUUCUUUUGUGUUCUGUCCAUAAUACACAUUAAAAUAUUAACAUGCUUAACAUUUGUCCAAUUAUGUUAAUUACACAUUUUUAAAAUGUAUACAUUUUUUUACCUGAACAUAGUGCUGAGUAUUAAAAAAAGACAAAUGUUAAGUUGUAGUGAUCUGUGUAGGUUUUGCAAAAAAUAUCAUUCACUUUUUAGAAAGAAGAUGACUAAAAUCGUUCACCUCAUGUUAACAAACUAUUACUUAAGUCGGUAAUUUAAUAUGCAUAUAGAUAAGGUUGUUUGUGUAAUAAAUAUUAUUUGCUUACAUUCAAGUUAUGUUCAUCCUUAUUAUUAUGGAAUCCUAGAUUUAUCACAUAUGGUUCAACAAACUCAAGAGGUCUGUGAAUGAAGUCAUGCAUUUGUUUAUAUCUGUUUUAUUGAGAUGUUACAAGUAAAAUACCAUUCACAAGAAAUAGAAUUAAAAUAUUUUACUCUGUAUGGAUACAUUCCUGUUAGGUGUUAUUUUUUGGCUGAAACUUAAAGUACUAUAACAUUUAAUUCAUUUUACAGUAAUUUACAAUAUACAAUCUAUGAACUUAUAAUGAUAAACAUUUUUCCAAAAUACAGGACAGUUUUCAAUGUUAUACUGGUAUUGGAAUAUCAAGGGAUAAGUAAUUCAACUGUUUAGUUUUUAAUUGAAACUCAAUAUUUAAACAAAUAAAUUAAAAUGUAGUUUGUUGUAUAAGCAAUCAGCAUUUUCUUGGGAAUAAUAGAUAUUUAUUUAAAGAAAGGUAUUUGUAAAGGAUUAUAAUGAAAUGUGAAUAAUAAUUUUCUAUAACUUGUAAAUUGUCAAAACUAUGGCUUUCUUGUUCUAGAAUAUUCAGUUCUAUUAGUAAAGAAAAUAAAUUUUACUAUGUUGAA